AUGAUGACCAACUGCAGGCGUGAGUACAGAUGCGUGAAGUGCGGCGAACCCCACCCCACCUCAACAUGCCCGAAACCAAGGCACACCGACGCCACGUGUGCCAACUGUAAAGGUAAACAUCCAGCCAACUUCAGAGGAUGCCCCAAAACCCCGAAACUGCCAACCACAGCAGCAACAAAACCCACCACCAAACCAGCCCAAAAACCAAGGACUCGACAGGCAACUGCAGCAUCCACCACAAUCCCAGGUAAGUCGUAUGCUAACGCAACUUCUUCCACAGCACAGGCGAAGAAGAGAACUUCUCCCCCAGCUCAACCCACCCCCCCAGGUAUUCCCCAGGAACACCUAGCGUUCAUGCAGCAGUCAAUGCAGCAAGCUAUGGCCCAAGCCAUGCAGAUCCUAAUGCAGCAAACAGCAGCAUUCCUACAAACGUCCGUGCCGGUCACCGAUGGAAGGUCAUGA
Molecule: messenger RNA, 462 nt
Organism: Phaedon cochleariae (mustard beetle)
Lineage: Eukaryota; Metazoa; Arthropoda; Insecta; Coleoptera; Chrysomelidae
Source: the annotation of a GenBank genome assembly